CUAUAGUCCUCAAUGGAUCUGUCUUGCUUGCGUCUGCCUGAGACGAAGCCACAAAUACAAUAGAGUAGGACCACCACCACGACAGUUUCGCUCUUCUCUGCACUCGAACUCUAAAUCAAUGGCUUCCUCACCAACUUCCUCGACUCAGUCCACCUCCGAUUCCGACAACUCCACCACUCAAACUCCAUCACACCCGGUUAUUGCUAAUGAAAAUGGCGCUCAUGAUAUGCUCCAGAAAAAGACGGAAGCUGGCGCGAUCGACCCAUUUAAGGAUAUGAACAGCAAGGAGUACAUUGGAAAGUUCAAGAAGUAUGAAGCUGACUACACUCGUCGAUUAAAGGCAAAGUACUUCUCAGAUAAGAAUAUCUAUGGAGGCAACAUUUUCGACGUAAAAUUGACUAUAGAUGGCGAAAACAUAAAAGCAAGCAGGUGGCCUGGCUAUCAAUCAUAUGCAGAUCCAGCGAGUUUUUUGGCAGAACAGAGCAGCAAUGGGUCAACUAGUGCAUCAGAAGCCUCAAACGAUUCAAACGGGAAGCACUAAAGUAGAGCAGUUGACAGUUCUCCGUCAUAUCCACCAAUGGUACUGCCUUUAUAAAGUUACUAGUGUAUUCCAACUUGGAGAGACUAUGAACUGAAACUUGUCUAUAAUAUUUUUGUCUGGGGAAAAAUAUGGGGGUGUGAUUCAAGAAGACCUCAAAAUGUGGCUUUUCUUAAUCUAGUGAGACGGUUUCGCUGAUACCAAACGGCUAGAAGAAGCAUAUAAUGAAUAUUACUUCUUUACCUCUUUGUCCUGCUUGUAGUUGUUAUAUAUUGAUGGUUGUUUUCUUAAAAAUGGCA
Molecule: messenger RNA, 837 nt
Organism: Ilex paraguariensis (yerba mate)
Lineage: Eukaryota; Viridiplantae; Streptophyta; Magnoliopsida; Aquifoliales; Aquifoliaceae
Source: the annotation of a GenBank genome assembly